Wyeomyia smithii (pitcher-plant mosquito) is the source of this 1192-nucleotide messenger RNA. RefSeq lists its product as uncharacterized. NCBI's taxonomy places the organism in Eukaryota, Metazoa, Arthropoda, Insecta, Diptera, Culicidae. The record is from RefSeq and is a predicted model, not a curated record. Gene Ontology annotation, cellular component: SAGA complex. The transcript is spliced from 3 exons. Bases 175 to 1137 code for a protein of 320 amino acids. Gene Ontology annotation, molecular function: transcription coactivator activity; protein heterodimerization activity.
CGAUAUGAAACAUUGUUCAAAAGUGUAUCGAUGAGUAAAAACUGGCAUCGCUGAAGAAACGUAAACGAGGAUGAAGACGAAGUUUGUAAACAACAGUUCAAAUUCUGAGCAUUCUCGAUUAUUUCGUGUGAUAUUUGAGGAUAUUAGUAAAGAUUCGUAAAAUAUCUAUUCAUCAUGAAGCGUAAACAUUGGGGAUCACUAGAAGAUGGCAGCGACAAAAAGAACGAAAUUGCUAGCAACGAAAUCAUACUUCCGAUGACAAAAAUGGAAAAGUUUCAGCAAAUCAAACUUCCAUAUACGAUAACUCGUGAAAAGAGGAUCCCAUUGAAAAAUCCACUGGUAACACAAACGGUAGAAGUAAUGAAUCAAACCGAAAUGAUUCAAACUCUGAUCGAUACCUAUUCCACCAAGUCCGGACACAGCUACAUUCUGAAUCCCUGCCAGCUGAUGCCAAACAUCGACUUUCCACCGGCCAAUACUGCCGACUUGAACAGGAAUGAGAAAAUUCUACGACCUUUAUGGUUUGCAAAUCCUCAUGACAGUCGAUUUACGCGUGGCGAACCAAGAAGCUAUCCAAAGCUCACAAGACCGGUGUUGAUCCAAGCUCUCCGAAAAGUAAUAUGUGGCCUACUGAGGGUGGCAGGCUUUUCCGAGAUUAAUGAAUCUGCCUUGAUUAUGAUGGUCGACGGGAUAGAUCAGUAUAUGCGACUAUUGUGCGAAUCAAUGCGAGAUGUAUUGGUUAGUGAGGGUCGUGAAGCGCAGUCUACCCUGGAUAUUCUUACUUUAGAGAAGAGUUAUUUUGCGGUUAGCAAACGGAGUGUGACCAGUUUACAUAACUAUUACAAAGAGCUGGGCAACAAGAAUAAAAACGAAAUUCGCGAAUUCAAGGAUAUCUUUCAAGAGUACGAUAAACUUUUACAAGAGAACCAUUUGUCCGCAGCACAAGGCAUGCAUCAGACAAGUAGUAAAAUGGAAACCGUCAAGGAGGAAGAAUAUAUGAGCUUUCUGGAAGGAGCACAAUUGCAACAGCAUUCUCAGCUGGAAACAUCAGGGGCAGGACCAUCUUCGGUAGACACGGCCUCCACAAUCAACAUCAUGAGUUUUCUGAACGGCGAAGGCAGUACUGGUACAGAUUAGGUGAUUAUAAAUCUAAAAUUAAAUUAAAUUAAUAAAAAAAGCGCGUCUAAACAAA